UAUUACCAGCUGCAUAAAUUAGCCAUUUUGAAUAAACCCUCUACUCAGACACUGAAAUGUAGAGGAACAGAGACGCCUAGUGGAUAAAGGCUUUUGAUACGUCUAACCAACACAGCUCCAAGAUAGUGAAAGUGAACUAAACCUUUCGACUCUUCAGGUAACUGAAUUUGUGUUUAUAGCAACGGCGGAAGAGGUUGAAAAAGACGCGCGUUAGCUGUUAGCUGUGAUGUUCGCAAGGCUUCAGGCCUGCUGCUGUAAUGGAGACCGACUUCUGGAAGGGAAAUAGGACGGUGGUUGUGUCCGGUGUGCCCGACGUGUUACCCCUUAGCAGGAUGACUGACAAGCUGACUAUUCAUUUCCAAAGCUACAGGAGGAGUUGGGGAGGAGACGUCGAGGUGGUCAGGUACCCCACCAACAUGGACGGAGUCGCUUUUGUCACUUUUGAGAAAGUUGAAGAGGCAGAGAGGGUCGUGCGAAAGGAGCAACAGAUCAUGAUGGACGACGAGUUUCCUGACGACUUCCUUCUUACAGUGUUUCCCUUCACUAGAGAUGUGUUUUUAUACGUCCCCAGCGCUAUGGUUGACCUCUCCGCAUUCGGCAAAGAUCAGUCAUUGCUGAUCCAGAGUCUGCGUUUAGCUCACAGGUCGCUAUGUUUCCAUCCUUUCCAUCAGCAGAUGAAAGCCACCAUUGAAGGGCCUUUUGCUGCCAUCCAAGGCCUGAGACAGGACCUCAUCUGCAGGGCCAACCAGCUUAAAUCCACAGUCUCAGCCCAAACUGCUGCCGCCAAACUAAAAGAAGCUCCUCCUAAUCCGAGGGUAAUAUCUCAUCAGGAGGUUGUUGGCUCUGUAAGCUGCAGCGGUCCUAAAGCUAAGCUGGGACCAGCAAGCUCAAAGUGCUUAUCAACGCCACUGCAGACCACAGGUGAGGCGACUGAAGUCCAAAGCCUGCUCUCCAAUGCAAAAACUCAAAACGUUUCCUCAAGGCAAAAGGUUUCCCAUGAGAGUUUGGAUGUUGGGAGCUUUUGCGACAGUAAUAGAAAGGAGAAAAGAGAUCGGACCAGUUUCGAAAUGCCCUCAGAAUAUAGGACGGAUAGAACAAAGGCCAACUCCAGACAAAUACUAAAAACAGGCGUUAGAUCUUUAGUAUUAGACCAGGACCUGCUCCUAGCAGAGGAAAUAUCAGCAAAACAGCCAGGCAAAGAUGACAUUUCAGAAAAAAACCACAGCUUGGACAGGAUUUCAGCAACCAAGAUCAGAGAGAAUCACUCAGGCUCCUGCUACAGCAGUACUGACAAUCUGAAGUAAUCAGAUCAGAGCAGCUCAGCCUUCACCACUAACAUCCUCCAGACCAGGCUUACAAAUGUCUCAACGUCCUCCAAGACUGAUACUGAGGACACAAAAGUGCUGUCUGCGGUCUGUCCGGGGGAUCCGGAGGACACGUGUGUCUGGGUCGACGCAUACACAUUCAGAUACAUUGAAACAUUUGACAAGAAGGCGUUUGACAGAUGCUUGAGAGGUCUUGAUGUUUCCGUUGAGUGUGAAGGGAGCGACCUCACGCGGAUAGUGUUGACUCAGUUGCAGACCUCCAAGACUGCCUCUAGAAUCCAGCAGGGGUCGGAGGACCUCAGGAGUUUGGUGGAGUUUUGGCUGUCGAGGUUAAGAGUUCAACAGAUCGACUUCGCUGAGGAGGAGCAGCCUGAGAAAAAGAAACUCAUUCAAAUCUGCAAUGAUGUGAAUUUCCUGUACAGUAACGUGCUGUACCUGUUGGAGGAUUCUUGUGUAAGAGUCAUCGGUCCCGCGGUAUCGAGUCACCUGUUCUGUAAGAGUGUGGAGGAUAGAAUUGUAAACACAAAGACAUUCUGAGAGUUUCAUAGAUGAAGCGAAAAGAAAUGAAUGUAUUUUUAUCUACAACCACAGGGUGGUGCAGUUGUGCUGCAUGUUGCCUUCACAAAAGGCAUUUUUAUUCCUGCGUUACACUCAUUACAUACAUUCAUUUUUCAUUUUCCUUGCUAAUAAUUAGAACUAUAGAAAUGAUUUAAUACUUUAUCUAUUAUUACAUAUCUGUCUAUUACUCAGAAAACUCUAGGGCUCUUAUUAAAUUAUAAAACUCCAAUGCUUUUGCGUACUCUUUGUUUCCAUGGUAAAGCGUGCCUCCUGCUUAUGCUUGGGUAAAUAAUUAGGGCUUUAAUCAACAGGUCUUAAUCCAAACAAUGUUCUCACAGCAGUAGGGAUAAGUCUUAAUUAACCUCCUCACAUCCUUAUUCCAAAGAUAGGCUUCUAAUUAAAUAAACAAAUGACAGGUGACAACCUGUCUCACACAGUCACAUCUUCCGUUUCUCUUCCCGAGAUUCUUUAAUCAUCUAAUGGGAAUAAAUCAUUUCAUUUGAG
Messenger RNA from Etheostoma cragini (Arkansas darter), 2387 nucleotides. RefSeq lists its product as uncharacterized. Lineage: Eukaryota; Metazoa; Chordata; Actinopteri; Perciformes; Percidae. The transcript is spliced from 3 exons. The coding region runs from base 258 to 1304 and encodes 348 amino acids. Gene Ontology annotation, molecular function: RNA binding. The record is from RefSeq and is a predicted model, not a curated record.